Molecule: messenger RNA, 1236 nt
Organism: Lithohypha guttulata
Lineage: Eukaryota; Fungi; Ascomycota; Eurotiomycetes; Chaetothyriales; Trichomeriaceae
Exons: 1
Coding region: 1-1236 (411 amino acids)
Source: RefSeq, a predicted model, not a curated record
AUGAAGGAGUACCUUCUGCGGCAAAGCUAUGCUGCUUGUAGAGGCAUCAGUGGCCUUCCCACCCAUCAGCCAUGGCGCUUGAACUCGCUUGUUACCAGUAUACAGCAUCCUCCUAGCAGCAUACGGCUAAGAUCCAGUCAAGCCACGACAGGGAUCGUUCCCACUGCUUCUGAUGAUGAACCGCAAGGUCGAUCAGUGUCACGGCUCGAGAGCUAUGCUCCUCUCGCCUUAGACCCCAAGUAUGCAGUGUCAGGCAUCGUCACAGACCUCAGCACCACCAGGCCAAUCCCUCUAAAUGCCCCCGAGCCGCCUCACCCUCUUGCCUGGCCCAGCGAGGAGAGCUUAAACCCAAAAGACUGGGACUUCCGCUACCUCUUUUCUCUGGGGAAAGCCUACCUGGCCCUCUACAAAACCGGUGUCAAAAAUGUAUGGAACAACUGGACCACCAUGAAACAGAUCAAGGAGCGACUGAAGGGCACAGGUCUCAACGCUGCUGCACUAGAUCCAGAGAGUCCCAAACUAUCCUACAACGAGUACGAAUUGAUCCUUAGAACACGACGAGACCUCCGCAAAUUCAUCCCCUUCGGCCUCAUCUUCAUCAUAUGCGGCGAGUUCACUCCUCUACUCAUUGUCGCCCUUGGCUCAAAAGUCGUCCCAGGCACCUGUGUCAUCCCCAAACAGCAAGAGAACGACAUACAAAAAAUGCUUCGACGGUUCGAGAUCUACGAGCAGAAGUCCGCCGAACUGCGCCACGGCAUCGACACCUCCAAAUCCAUCUCCGAGAAACAGGAAUUGACCACCGACACCACCAAAUCCCAACAGAGCAUCGAUCUCCUCAAACUCUACAGAUACGGCUUCUACCCACGUCCAACAGAGAGCCAAAUUCCCAUCCUACGAUCCUACCUCAUCGCCAGCGCCAGGUCGAAACUCGCUCAACACGGCACUGAGCUUCUCGCCGAAGCCACCAUGAUCAGCCGAGAAGGGGGAUGGACGAAGAGGUCACCACAAGACAUGUUCGAAUGGGGGACCAAGUACAGCCUAAAUGCUUUGCUCGACUGGACGCGCAACGCUAAAGCUCAGGGUAAAGAACUGGUCUCUGAGGAGAUGAAGGAGGCUCUUCUGCCGGCUUUCGAAGAGGCUACUCAUGCGCUGCUCUAUGAAACCGAUUGGUCGAAGAUACCUGUGGAGGAGCGAUGGCGUCAGGCUGUAAAUGUUGGUGAUUCCAAGCCUUUGUAG